Gekko japonicus is the source of this 2148-nucleotide messenger RNA. It is a transcript of the gene ZNF395, whose product is annotated as zinc finger protein 395. The transcript has 10 exons. Gene Ontology annotation, molecular function: RNA polymerase II cis-regulatory region sequence-specific DNA binding; DNA-binding transcription factor activity. Lineage: Eukaryota; Metazoa; Chordata; Lepidosauria; Squamata; Gekkonidae. The record is from RefSeq and is a predicted model, not a curated record. Bases 45 to 1601 code for a protein of 518 amino acids. Gene Ontology annotation, biological process: regulation of transcription by RNA polymerase II. Gene Ontology annotation, cellular component: nucleus.
GGAAGGAGGGAGCGGAGCUGGCGAGCGGCAGGAGUGUGUCCGAGAUGGCGAGUGUGCUGUCCAGGCGGCUGGGGAAGCGGUCCCUGCUGGGUGCUCGCAUUUCCGCUCCCCCUUUGCUGGGGGACGGAGUUCUUGUGACAACACAAGUUUCAUCUUUGCAACCGGAACUUAGCAAAGCGUCUUCUCCCCUUGCUUCGUAUGAGGAGCAGGCGGAAGAGUCCACCAAUCAGAACCAAAACUGGCUGGCGCUGCAACCGGGUCAAAAGGUUUAUGUUUUCUACAAUGGGCAAGAAAAUGCGGGUCUGGUGGACCACCAUGACCCCAUGAGUAAUGAAGUGAAGGUGUUGCUCCUGGAGCAUGGGUUUCACAUCUGCAGGAAAGCCAAGGAAGUGAGGCUAGCUGAGGUCCAGAUACCACCUCUUCCAGCUCUUGAGAUGGACCAUGCCACUCCCACAACGAUGGGCUACAGCACUGUCCCUGUGGCGAUGGAACAGUGUCCGACCACAGCACCUAUUGCCACAGCAUCUGCUCCGAGAUCAGUUUCUAGGAAUAUUGAUGUACCAAAAAGGAAAUCGGACGCUGCAGUGGAUAUGGAUGAGAUGAUGGCAGCAAUGGUCUUGACCAGCUUAUCCUGCAGUCCAGUUGUCCAGAGCCCCCCUAAUAGUGACACCAGCAUCCCUGUAUCCCAAGCAGCGUGUGACGUGUGGAAAGAGAGUGGCGAUAUGUCGGACGGCGGCAGCAGCACCACCAGUGGGCACUGGAGUGGUGGCAGUGGAAUCUCCACCCCUUCACCCCCCCACUCUGAGGCCAGUCCCAAGUACACAAGCGAGGCCUUCAGUUCCCCUCGGGCUGAUGACGGCUUUGAGACAGACUCGGAUCCUUUUGUCUUUGAGGAGCCUGCUCCGAGGAAAAGAAAGAAUUCCGUGAAGGUGAUGUACAAGUGUUUGUGGCCCAGCUGUGGCAAAGUCCUUCGCUCCAUUGUUGGGAUUAAGAGACAUGUGAAGACUCAGCACUUGGGGGAUGGGGCCAACUCUGACCAGAGGAAGAGGGAAGAAGACUUCUACUACACUGAAAUGCAAGUGAAGGAGGAGGCGCCACCUGAGCCCACGGGGACCGUUGCCAGCCCCCCUUCGGAGUCCUCCCCCAUUAUCAUCCAGCAGGCUCCACCCAAGCCUGAGACCCUCGUUCCGGAACAGGCCACCCCUUUGGAGCCUCCCUUGGCCAGCAGUGCCCUCAGCCAGUCUGCCCCCAGUUCUUUUUGGCAUAUCCAGGCUGACCAUGCAUACCAGGCUUUGCCAUCCAUUCAGAUCCCUGUCUCCCCACACAUAUUCACUAGCAUCAGCUGGGCUGCUGCCACAUCCACCAUUCCAACCCUCUCGCCGGUUCGAAGCCGGUCCCUGAGUUUCAGUGAGCAGCAGCAGCAGCCACCACCCAUUCUGAAAUCCCACCUGAUUGUUGCAUCUCCUCCUCGGGCACCCAGCGGCACCAGGAAAGUCCGUGGUGAAGCCAAGAAGUGCCGCAAAGUUUAUGGCAUCGAGCACCGUGACCAGUGGUGCACAGCCUGUCGGUGGAAAAAGGCCUGCCAGCGAUUUCUGGACUGAGAGCACACAUGUACAUACACACACACUUUGAAGUGAAGGUUUGGAGAUCUCCCUCUCGCCACUGGCCAAAAACAACCGGCGACACCUCAGUGUGUGUUGCUACAUCUGGGGGCUCGGUGGCCCGGAAGUGGAUCCUAGUGCUUCGUUGGAGAUUUUGAGAGCCGCAUGCUCAUCCUGAGCUCUGUACAGUCUACGUCUGCCAGGUUUUCUAUUUUUCGAUGUUUUGUGGGGAUGUUUUUUACACAUUGUCCUUUUUUAAAACACACACACAGUCUCCAUUUCUAUUUGUAAACAAGAGGGGCAAAGAAAGGGGGGGAAAGCAGAAAACGGCUGGCUUGAUAGAUCUUACAGAUUUCUUUCUUGGUGGGCCCAGGGACCAAAGAAUUUUGAACUGCUCCUCAAUAGGUAGAUAAGGUUGGCUGGGCUGCAGUAUGGAGCAUUAAGUCUGUCCUUCCUGCCUCCCUGAAUUUAAUUAACAGGCACAAAAGGGAACAGAGCAUGUAUGCGGAGGGGAGCAACUGACUUGCUUCUGUCUGCUGGUGUCCCC